Oreochromis niloticus (Nile tilapia) is the source of this 5273-nucleotide messenger RNA. RefSeq names its product zinc finger CCHC domain-containing protein 12. The record is from RefSeq and is a predicted model, not a curated record. NCBI's taxonomy places the organism in Eukaryota, Metazoa, Chordata, Actinopteri, Cichliformes, Cichlidae. Gene Ontology annotation, molecular function: nucleic acid binding; zinc ion binding. The coding region runs from base 2198 to 3859 and encodes 553 amino acids. The transcript is spliced from 2 exons.
UUUCUAAUAUGUUUAUUUUUGGAAUUUUAUAGGGAAAAAGAAAAAAAAGUUGGCUAACUUUAGGAUUAUGUCAGAGGACUUUAAACCAUCUCAGGCUAUCAGUUAUUAACAUCCGUAUACCGAUCAAUGCUUUUAAGGCAGAUAGGGAAGCUGUUCCAUUUCUAGGAAGCACUGGUAUAAAUAAAGUGAAGAUUUGAGACGAGGUAAGGUUUGAGAUUAAGGGAGGCUUAAAUUGUGUUUUCCCUCAGUAUAUACAGAAAUAGUUUGAGGUUGAUUUGAGACACAGUCUAGUGUCAGGUUAAAGAAUCAAUUUCUCCAAGAAACAUAUUCUAACUGUACUGAAAAAUAUACAGUAAUCAGAAGAUAAAUAUAAUGAUAUACAUUCAUAUGAUGGGUGUACUGAACUAUUGUAGUACUUAUCUGAUCCUGGAUUAGAGGAUUUAGUAUAUCUCUGAGGAUGGGACAUGGACAUGAUCCUGUGAAAUGAACAAAAAAUUUUAUCUCAUUUUGAAUACAAUGUGCCACAGUGGAUGUUAGCUAGAGGACAUUUGUUAGCUACUAAACCAUAGCUAAACUUUUAAUGUGUAAAGAGUAAACUUAUUAAACAGCUUUGGGAACAUUGUUGCCAAGUAUUCGAGACUGACUGCAGUGUCUUGUGAAAUGUGUGAUUUCCGAUCUGGGAUUCAUAUACCAUAUGUGCCUUAUUGCAAAUAAACUUUAAGUGUAAGAAGAUCUCAUUCUGAUUUCAUCACCCCUACAAUUCAGUUGAACUGACUAGUGUAAUGGGGCCGAAAUUUCAAAUUUAUCUCCAUUCACUAUUUCACAGUAUAAGCUGUAUUUCUUCUCACUCAUGUAUGCCUUCUGUAACCCAUAUUUAAGGAUGGCUUGGAUAAAAUAUACCAAAAUGAAAAAAGGACCAUUAAUCCUAGCAGUACACUCUGUUUAUAGUGAAUAAGCCAUAGGUGCAGCAGUUAAAGAGUUAACUGCUCUGGUGUAGGCGUGUGUUGCUCUAAGCCAAUGAGCUGCUGAAAUGUGGUGCAGGGUCCCGCCUGCCAUCUCCGUCUGAGAGAGCACAGGCUUUUCCUUCUCUCUCUCGCGAAUCCUCCAUGAGCACGCUAGCAAGGAAAAAGACACGGCGAUUCACUGAAACGAGGUAUGAAAAAAAGUAAUAUAAACGGGAGAGUUAGCACUCGCUGCUUAUGAACGAUCGUUUUAUCGUAUGUGUACUGCUAAAACAAGUAAUUAGCUGGUUCGUUUUUACAUUGUUUGGUCGACGAAGGUCGGGAGUUAGAGACGACGCCAAUUCAUCAUUCCUGCGCCAUCUCGCGCUGCUCCGCCUUUCUUUUCUGAGAUCGGUCAGGUUUUUUUUGUUUCCCUUUGUAUCUUCCUUUUGAUGCAUUGCAACGGAUCCGGUAAUCGAUGGCGAGCCAACCCCGUUGAUGGACCAAUUGACUUUGUUCUGUGCUGCACAGCAGAGUGUGGUAGGCCAGUUGCAACAAAACAAAAACACACCACGCCACUUUGAACUUACUGUUCCCCUUCUUCACACACAUCCCCCUGGACUUACGGACGGUUUAUUUUAAGGACUUUUCACGGACUCUAUACAUCCCACGAACAGGAAGGGAAGUGGGUGUGGGCGGUUGGAUCCAUGUUUCCAGCUUAAUGGUUGUUGUACUUUAUUAACAAAGUCUAUGAAGAUACAAACAAGUGUUGUUAUUUGGAUUUUGCUAAUUGAUAUUGUAGUUCAUUUUGGAAGUGAACUUUGUACAUUUAGAAGGGUGCACCCAGGUAAGUUUUCUUUUUGUAAAGUGAUUACUGUGAUUGUGCCACAGGGUUGUCACUGAGGAAAAUACUGGUACCAAAAGGAGACUUUUAUUUGUAAUGUUUUGUAUGUUUGUCAUAUUUUCUUUCUUUUGUUUCUCGAUGAGUAAAAAUACAAAGCUGGCAUUUUCAAAACUCACAGUUGCCUGAGUCUCAUUCAGUUUGCCUCUCCUGUACGUAGCCGAACCUACUGGUCCAGAGCAGUGAGCUCUUUUGCAUCAAAUUUGGGUGAAGUACCUUUUGGUCUUAGAGUAUUAGAGACACAUGAGUGUUACAGUUGGCGAGCCAGCAGCCAGGAGUUAUUGUGAAACUGCAUGAGACUCAUCUUAUUAAAUAUUACAACAAUAAGAAACAAUCAAAACUGAAGUCUGUUAAAAUGGACAUAGUACUUAAAGAGGCAAUUAAAAUCCCUAACUCAGUAAUCAUAAAAGGGCUUACCAACAGUGACCUUGAUGAAGAAGUAGCUAUUUACCUGGGUAAACACGGUUCAGUUAACCGUCACAUCCGCAUAGAUGAUCCGCAUUCUCAGUUUCACAGGCAGAUGAUAGCUGAGUUCAAUCAUGCCAGUGCAAUGGACACUUUAAACCCCCUUUUGCCACAUACUAUCCAAAGCUCUGCUCAGCCUGAAAUCACAUUUGAAAUCAGGAGUUUAGCUGAGGUGUAUGCAGCAAAUGCAAGGGAUGUCACCAGAGCAUACAUGAAACAACUGUCUGAAAUGGCUAACCUGAGUGGACACUCACUAGAGGAUAUGCUCAAAGAGGGGCUAGCUAAUUUAAACGCGCCUCCUCUAUCCUCUCAGCCUACAGUUUCUCCCCCUGCUAACAGAGGUGAGACAAGCUCGUAUGUACAGGGUGACCAUUUCUCCGAUCAACCUGCUGUUGAUUCUUCACAGUCUAAGGAUCCGACUCCAACCUUAAACCAAAACCUGAUCGAUCUUAACUUGCCGACACAGUUCUAUCCCACACUUGAGCUUAAUCCGCCAAGUGUCCAGCGGGUAGUAGUUGAACAUGUAGUGCGCAGUAGUGAAAUCUCUUCACACUCGCCCAUGCCAAGUAGGUUUAGAGCCUUCUCUGGGCGCAUCCCCCGCCCAAACAAUGAAGCAGAUUACGAUACAUGGCGCACAAGUAUUGAAGUCCUCAUAAAUGACCCAGCCGUUUCUGACUUGAACUGCACACAAAGAAUACUUGACAGCCUUCUGUCGCCUGCUACAGACAUCACAAAGCAUUUAGGCCCAGAUGCUAAACCCUCUGAGUACCUGAAAGUACUUGACUCUGCGUUUGGAGCUGUCGAAGAUGGUGAUGAGCUUUAUGCGCGAUUUAUGAACACGCUUCAGAAUGAAGGAGAAAGACCAUCAGCCUAUUUGCAAAGAUUACAUGUCUGUCUGACAAAAGCUAUGCGUCGCGGAGGUGUCAGUGCGUCAGAUUUUGACAAGCAAUUGUUAAAGCAAUUCCUUCGUGGCUGUUGGGAGGACAGUCUCAUCAGUGACCUCCAGCUAGGACAAAGGAAAGAGAGUCCACCUUCGUUUUCUGAGUUACUCUUGCUUUUACGCACGGAAGAAGACAAGCAAGCUUCAAAAGUCAGCCGUAUGAGACAACAUCUUGGUCAGAACAAACCUGGCCCUAACAAUCCAAAGCACCGGGCCAUGUCAAAUGUACAAACCAUAAGUAGCAGUGAAUCAGACUUUGAUGUGUUAAAGAAACAGAUAGCUGAUUUGAGUGCACAACUUAACAGUUGGAAAAUGGAAAGUCAAAACCAAAAUCAGCCCAAGCAGUCAAAGUCAAAGUGCCAAACAAUUAAUGCCAAAGUUGAGGCCUGCCCCAUGAAAAAGAAGGUUUCAGCCACACAGAGUCUUGCUAAAACCAAUCCAAAACCGCGCCCUUGGUACUGCUUUUACUGUGGUGAGGACGGUCACAUUGCCUCAUCGUGUGAAAACGAACCAAAUCCGUCCUUAGUUGCCACAAAGAAGAAACAGCUGAAAGAAAGACAAUCCAGUUGGGAAGCUUCAACUAGGGCCAGUGAUGAGCCACGUUUAAACUAAUCCCAGCCUCCAGUGUGGGACAAGUGGGGGCUGCGGGAGACAACUCUCGUCCCAAACCACAAAGGGCCUUUUUAAAGGAAACUCAGUCAAAAGCGCAGUCUGUAAGCCUUCCAAGGGGUUUGGUUGGAACCAGAACUUCUGCUACUGUCAUUAUUGCUGGCAAAGAAACAAACUGUCUUUUAGACACAGGGUCACAAGUGACAACAGUACCUCAGAGUUUUUACGAGCAACACCUCUCAGACUUACCUAUAAACCCACUGGGCGAUCUCCUGGAUGUAGAGUGUGCAAAUGGCCAAUCCGUCCCUUAUCUAGGUUAUGUAGAGCUCUCAAUCACUUUUCCCAAGGACUUCGUGGGUUCAGAUAUUAAUGUUAACACCCUGGCAUUAGUUAUCCCCCCACUGCGAGCCGAAGCGCGAGAACAGAUUUUGAUAGGUACAAACACUUUAGAUGCCCUUUAUACUGACUUCCAUGAGUCCAGUGCAAACUUUCAGCCAGUCCCCUAUGGCUACCGAACACUCCUUAAAAUCCUUGGAAUACGUCAAAAAGCAGCUAGCAAUUGCAGUCUUGGGUGUGCAAAGCUAACGGGUAAAUGUCAAACUGUGGUGGCAGCAGGGCAGACGGCAGUUUUGGAGGCCUCAGUGUACGUUCCCAACUCCAUUAAUGAGAAAUGCGCAGUUGUCGAACAGUCAUCAGCCUUUCCCUUGCCCAGUGGUUUGCUUGUAUUAACUGCUCUUGUUAACCUGCCAGCCAAGCAGCCCUGUAAACUGCCGGUUGUAAUAAAAAAUGAAACCGAUCACGACAUUGUUGUCCCUUCAGGCCGUGUGCUAGCUGACAUUAAUGCCGUAACCAGAGUCAUACACAAAGAACAAACAGAGAAGGUAUCAAACUCCUCAGACCAGUCAGAAGAUCCUUCUCAAUCUAAAAAGAUCAGUUUUGACUUUGGAAAUGACUUACCUGAUGAAUGGAAAGAUCGUGUCACAAAAAUGCUAAAUUCAAUGCCGGAAGUGUUUUCGCAGCAUGAAUUAGAUUUUGGACACACUAAAAAAGUACAGCACCACAUCAAGCUCAGUGAUGAAACCCCAAUUAAAUCCAGACCCCGACCAAUACAUCCACAUGAUGUGGAGGCUGUGAGGAAACACCUCCAGGAACUACUCGACACGGGAGUGAUACGGGAAUCUGAAUCACCAUUCGCCUCCCCGAUCGUAGUUGUCAGGAAAAAAGAUGGUUCUGUUCGCUUGUGCAUCGACUACAGGAGGCUAAACCUCCAAACCAUAAAAGAUGCAUACGCAUUACCAAAUCUGGAGGAAGCAUUUUCUGCUCUGGCAGGGUCAAAAUGGUUCUCGGUCUUGGAUCUCAAGUCGGGAUACUAUCAGAUUGAGAUGUCAGAGUCAGACAAGCAGAAAACAGCCUUUGU